AUGAACUGUGUGCGGAAGCUGCUCCGGGCCCGAGGGCUCUCUGCCAGACGAGGCAUCCUGCGGCAAGCUGCGCCGGGGAGGGCUCGCCCAUGGCUGCAGGGAAGCAGCUGUGCCCAGUGCGUCUGGCCGGUGCCUGUGCGGCGCAUCCGGAGCAGCGCUGCCCUGAGCCGUUCUGAGCUCGUCCCCACGGCGAGGGGGGACAAGGAGAAAGACAGAGGGUUCCAUGAUGGGUCCCUGGUGCCCUUUGAUGAGCUCUUCGAGCGGGCCCACGAGGGAGACAGGACCAAGGCCGCCUUCAGCCGCGCGGUGGAGCUCUUCUGCCAGAGGGACGUCCGGCGCAGAGCUCAUGUCGAGUUCAUCAACGCGGCCCUCAGGAAGAUGCCGGAGUUUGGGGUGGAGCGGGAUCUCGACGUCUACAACAAGAUCCUGGACGUCUUCCCCAAGGAAGUGUUCGUGGCCCGCAACUUCAUCCAGAGGAUGUUCAACCACUACCCGAGGCAGCAGGAAUGUGGGAUCCACGUCUUGGAGCAGAUGGAGAACUAUGGCAUCAUGCCCAACAAGCAGACGAAAUUCCUGCUGCUCCUGAUCUUUGGCGAGAAGAGCCAUCCCGUUCGCAAGUAUCAGCGGCUCAUGUACAGUUCCCGGCGGCCCUCCCCCGAGACCCCGUCGACCUCGCCAGGAUCAGCCUGCUAG
Molecule: messenger RNA, 693 nt
Organism: Mauremys reevesii (Reeves's turtle)
Lineage: Eukaryota; Metazoa; Chordata; Testudines; Geoemydidae
Product: evolutionarily conserved signaling intermediate in Toll pathway, mitochondrial-like
Exons: 1
Coding region: 1-693 (230 amino acids)
Cellular component (GO): mitochondrion
Source: RefSeq, a predicted model, not a curated record